Anthostomella pinea is the source of this 840-nucleotide messenger RNA. The record is from the annotation of a GenBank genome assembly. Lineage: Eukaryota; Fungi; Ascomycota; Sordariomycetes; Xylariales; Xylariaceae.
AUGUCGAUUUCUAAUGCUGCCGGUUAUGCAGAAGCCCAUUACCACCGGUGUUUGGAGCAUCUCAUCUUCCUAUACGUUUCCAACGAGCGGAAGUUUCUGAAGUUCGGUCUCGAUCCCACACGUGCUCGCACGAAGCGGCUGAAUGAGUGGUUGAAAUCACACGUCAAAAACGCCGAGUUCGCAUGCGACGUUGAGAAGUCGAUGACCCAAAUUGACGACUACAUCAAGACUCGCCGACCGCCAAGCAGUGAAGGCGGUAUUGCUCAAACCGCCAGACCUUUCGCGCUCCACAACUGGAAUGGGGAUAGCUACAUUGUGCCUUUUGACGAGCAGGUCACAGCGCUGCGGUUGCUACAUUGGAAUAUCGCCACCAGCUGGCACCCCAAGGACAUCAACUUCCUGGCUAGCCAGAACGUCGAGGAGAAAAACUGGUACCACGACUGGUCGCGCCUGGAGCCGGUCAGUGGUACCUGGGCCGAGUAUCAAGAGAGCCAUAGUAACUCACCACUCACUGACCUCGAAGACCCAGAUCGAGUAGCGAAGCCGUGGGUCUUGGUCGAGGAGGUGGCCUCUUCGAUCAGCGAUCCCGGCCCGGACAUACUGGGACUGCACGAAGCUGACCCUGAUAAGACGCACUGGAUGCAUACAGACCACGUGAAGAGAUUCAUGAUAGCGUUGGUCGACGGGAUCAUGAACAGCGGAACUUGGCGUUCGCUUGGUCUCUCCCCGGGCACUUCGGCAGACUUGCAGGUCAUCUUUGCCUUGAAAGUUUGGGAAAUUUUGAAAUACAGAGGCAUGCCAUCGAAUACUCUGAUGGACACGCUAUGGAACUACCGCUAG